Molecule: messenger RNA, 3220 nt
Organism: Syngnathus acus (greater pipefish)
Lineage: Eukaryota; Metazoa; Chordata; Actinopteri; Syngnathiformes; Syngnathidae
Product: potassium voltage-gated channel subfamily V member 2-like
Exons: 2
Coding region: 883-2478 (531 amino acids)
Biological process (GO): potassium ion transmembrane transport; protein homooligomerization
Cellular component (GO): membrane; voltage-gated potassium channel complex
Molecular function (GO): voltage-gated potassium channel activity
Source: RefSeq, a predicted model, not a curated record
UGGUGCCAAUACAAGUACAUCCAUCUAGAAUCAAUUUUAUAAAGUACUAAUCUUCAUUAGCGUCACGAGUGCGCAAUAAAGCCUAUCCCAGCUAAUUUGGUGAAUAAACUUAACAAUUUACACUCACAAUAGACAGUUAAGAGUCUUUAAUGAAUCUAACUUGCAUGGUUUGGGAAUGUGGCAAGAAGUACCCAGCGAAAACUCACGCAAGCACGGAAGAGAACAAGCAAAUGCUUUCAACCACCCAGAUGCUCAGUAUGAUACUUGCCAGGAAAAACAAUGGAUUAUGUUAUAAAGGACCUUUGCUUAAUUUAACUCUUAACAAUGGAGCACCCACCCCCAAUGUGGACAUAUAGAGGGGCUUACUAUCUUAAUCCUCUUGUAGUACGUAUGUAUCUGCUGUCUUAGUUCGAGGGAGGCAGAAACCUUGCAUUGGGCUGAACCGCCAAGAAUGUAAAGAUUUAGUCUUCUAAUUAACUAUGAAUGAUUCAUAAUCGCUGAACUCACCAUUGUGUGAAAUCUCACAAUAAAAGUGUUUGAUUAUGAAUUUCUUUGUGUAAUUUAAGACAGCUGCAAAAAGGUUCACAUACUUUUAUUCUAUGUUCACAUAGUUCUCCUUAAAUCACCUAUUCAAUCAAUGCUGAGUCUAAAUGAUCGUUUAUGUACGUAUGUCCUGAUGCAUUUGUUCAGAUAUGCCAACCUGUCCACAUUACCUCAGCCGGGGAGAUCAACAGGGGAUAAUGCUAUUUAGAUGUCCUGUAAGCACAUGGAUCCUCUCAGUCAGCAACAUUAAUGGGGCCAUGAGGCAUCCUGCUUAGAUCUUCCAUGCUUAGGUAAAAGGCUGUUUGACAGAAGGAAUGCUGGCAGCUUGUGUCAACCGACAUGGGGAGCACUGGCAAGAUGUUCCAGUUCUUCAACAGGAGACAAAGUCUCUUCCCUAACUACAAAGUCACAGGUUGUGACGUUAAUCGGAGAUCUUCAGAGAUUGUUUAUCCGUCGGCAAAGGAGAGCUGUGUGAGGACAUGGAACUCCAUGCAAGAGCUGAGCAAAGACAUCUACGACAUCUACGCCGAAUAUGAAGACGAAGAUGAUGAUGCCCAGCAGGGCCCCUCCAAGCACAUUUCCCUAUCCAAGAAUUAUAUGAUCAACAUCAAUGUAGGUGGGAUGCCCUUCCAAAUUGCCUACAAGAUGGCAGCGAGGUACCCCAAGACCAGAAUUGGACGACUGGCCACUUACACCGACCACAACAUGAAAGUGGACCUGUGCGAUGACUACAAUGUGACCAACAACGAGUUCUUCUUUGACAGAGACCCCGAAAUCUUUCACAGCAUCUUCAAUUUCUACCGGACCGGUGUGCUGUGGAUCAAGGACGAGCUGUGCCCCCGCAACUUCCUGGAGGAGAUCAACUACUGGGGGGUCAGGAUCAAGAACACCCACCGCUGCUGCCGCAUCUCCUUUGAGGAAAGACAGGACGAGCUGAACGAGCAGCUGAAGAUCCAGAGAGAGCUGGAAGCCGAGGUGGAGAUCGAGGAGAACGAAUCGCUCUUUCAAGAUAUGUUCAUGGGCCAAAGGCGCCGAACCAUUUGGAACUUGAUGGAGAAGCCGUUUUCUUCCGUCAUGGCCAAGUUGAUGGCGGUGACUUCCAGUCUCUUUGUCCUGAUCUCGCUGGUGGCCAUGACGCUGAACACAGUCGAGGAGAUGCAGUACAGAGCUCAUAUGGGACAGCUCAGUGGAAAGACUUACUGGGAGUACGUGGAAUCCAUGUGCAUCGCCUUCUUCACCAUGGAGUACCUGCUGCGCCUGAUAUCCACCCCAGACCUCAAAGCCUUCGGCAGGAGCGUGCUCAACACGGUGGACCUGAUAGCCAUCCUGCCUCUGUAUCUCCAGGCCAUUCUGGAAUUCUUUGACAACAAGGAAAAUUACAUGAAGCACGAGGCCGACAUGCAGGCCGUGGGCCAGGUGGGAAAGCUCGGACAGGUCUUGCGCAUCAUGAGACUGAUGCGGAUCUUUCGUAUUUUGAAGCUGGCCCGACACUCCACGGGCCUGCGGGCGUUCGGCUUCACUCUGCGCCAGUGCUACCAGCAAGUCGGCUGCCUGUUUCUUUUCAUCACCAUGGGGAUCUUCAGCUUCUCUGCUAUGGUUUACACUGUGGAGCAUGACAUGCCCCAAACAAACUUCACCAGCAUUCCUCAUGCGUGGUGGUGGGCAUCUGUCAGCAUCUCCACGGUGGGCUACGGCGAUGUUUACCCGGAGACCAUCCUGGGUCGCCUCUUUGCUUUCAUCUGCAUCGCUUUCGGAAUCAUCCUCAACGGUUUACCCAUAUCCAUCCUCUUCAACAAGUUCUCAGACUACUACUCCAAACUCAAGUCCAAUCAGUACACAGCCUCCCUCAAGAAUAGAGGAAAAGUGAGAUUCGCCAAGAGGACCGUGCAGAAGCUAAACGACUGCUUUGGAAACAACCACUUCCAUGCGAACUGAAGUAAUUGUACUCUGUAACAUAUUUGUGGAGUGUCAUAUUCUCUACUUUGCUGCCUUAACAAACCCGACUAGAGGCCUGAUGCUUGAUCGAAACCUCUUAGCAGCAUAAUAGAUCAAAGUUGGCUGAAGAUUAAAUACCUGACCAGUCUCAUCAACAUUUGCUUUUGGAAGCAGAAACGUUUUUAAAUAAAUCACCAUAAAACAGAAAAUUAACAUGGACAUAAAUAUAUGGUUGAUUAUUACAGCUAUUUAUACUCCUACGGCAAUAAUCCGACCCGCCAUAUCAUUUUAUGUGGCCCCGCAAAGGCAAAUCAUAUGUGUGCGCUCAAUGUUUCCUAGUAUAACUAAACUGUAAAUUGUCUUUAAUAAACGAGAUAUUGUAAUGAAUUUUUGUUUCAAUCCCACUUUCAAAAUAAAUCAUAAAAUUGCUGACUUUUUUUUUUUUUUUUACUAAAUUCUGUUGUGCAUAUGUGAUAAUUUGAGUGGCCAUCCAUUUCUAUUUAAUUCAAUAAUGGCCCCACGAGAGAAACCAUCACUACGAUUUGGCCCACAACAAAACGGAGUUUGACACCCCUGGUCUGAAAGAAUGGAUGUCCCUACAAAGUCGAGUACCCAGAGAACACAGGCAAGUAUGGUGAGAACAUGGAAACAUUUGCAAUCGUUCUGUCCUUAAGAAGCGGUUGUUGGCCACAACUUCUGUGCAGACUCACCUACCAACACAACUCCAACUUCUGAAAUCACU